AUGGAGCAAUUACAUACGGUGAUCGAAGCAGCUUCCAGUGACGGUCCGGAAGACCAACCCAAAGGAUCUGAAGUCUGCCACGAGGAUGUUGCACAUAUCGAUCCAGCCGAAAAUCAUGGUAUUAGAUUUGGCGACGAAGGAGGUCGGCUAAGAGAGCAAGUAUGCGCUUUACAGGAACAGUUGAGUUCGUUGAAAAAUGUCAUCCUAGAGUCCGGCGAUAAUCUCACCAAUCUUCACGAUGGGCAAACUGAUGCUUCAACCCGCACGAUCCAGCAACAAGUUUCCGACCGCCAGGUGUUGUCUGAGGUCACGACCCAGCGAGAUUCGUAUUAUCGUCGAGUAAAGAACCUUGAGGAGAGGGUAGGACGGUUGCUAUCAUCUGGUUCGAUUGGGGGACAUGAAAACCUUCGAGAUAUACUCGAUCAACCAAGCGUGGUUAUGGUUGAUCCAAACCUUUACUACGAGAUGCAUCGUGAGGGUGGAUACCUAUCGCAACUUGAGAAAGACGCUAUGAGAAUGCGCAGUGACCACGAAUCCACAGAAUCCGAAAUACUUGUCAAACUAGAUGCAGCGAAGGCAGAGAAAGUCAUGGUUGAAGCAGACCGUGAUGCACUUAUCGACGAAAACGAGGACCUGCGAGAAAACUUGAAGAAAGUUCUUCUUAGAUACGAGGCACUCAUCCAGCAACGAAAAUAUGUACGAAGAGACAUUAACAAACCGGAAGAACAGGUUGAUGCAUUAGAAAGUCAAAACGUUGUUACGGCUGAACCUGAUCGUCGGAACGAGGGAGGGGAAAGGAAACAGUUGGAAGAGCUACAUCAUGGCCAGCACCUCAAUACGACUCAUCCAAAACAAUCAAUGAGAGCCAGCGAGGUGUUUGAAGCGCAGCUUAGCCUCGUUCGGUCGGAGCGCGACGCUGCAGUCAAACAGAGCGAGGAGGCCCGUCGGAAUCUUGCCACCAGAACAGCAGAAAGAAACGGUGCCCACCAACGAAUCCGCAUCAUCGAAGCUUCUUUGAAAGAGAGCCAAGAGAGGGAAGUAAAAUUGCAGGCAGAAAAUCGUAAGAAACAGACCCUGGAACGAGCACAAUCAAAUCUGCUGGAUACAGAGAUCAGCGCUGAAGACGCUGAGCGCAAAGAAGUCGAAUUUUUACAAGAAGAAUUAGAGCAUGCAGUAGCAGCAGCAUCAAAAGCCCAACAUGAACGAGACGCCGCUCGUCUCGAACUCAAAGUCUUGGAAGCAGAAAACGCCAUUGCGCAUUCAGCUGCCGAAAGAGCAAACGACGUCGUUACUGAGCUCCAGACAUCGCUGGAAGCAGCCAACAAUGCAGCUUUGGCAGAGCGUGAGAAGUCGGAAGAGUGCAGGCGGACACAGAAUAGGCUGAGAAUUGAGAGAGAGACACUUCGAAUCGAAGUUAAGAAACUAGAAAAGGCGUUGAGCGAAGCCCAUCAAGUCUCAAUGGGCUUAGUACGACAUGGAAACAUUACAGUUGGGGAUUUAGUCCAUAUCCGGGAGGAAAAGGAUGCUGCAUUGGCCAGAAUUGGGAUGCUUCAAAUAGAGCUCGACAAAGCGCACGGCACAGCGAACAAACUUCAGAUGGCCCUGGAUGAUUCUCUGGCUAGGCAAUCAUUUAAUCCGACAGAUGACCUGGCAUUGGAAGAGCUGAACCGGGUUAUAGCCCAACGAGAUGAGGCCCUUGCCCAUGUCAAAGAAUUGGAACGUCUGCUCGAAGAGCUUGAAGAUGAUUAUCGAACGAAUCUUGACGAGUGGGAGCAACAGACCCAGAAAGAUGAGCAGGCAAUCAUCGAAUACAGAGACGGCAUGCUGGAAGAAAAACGACGAAGCACGCGCUUAUCGGAUCAGCUCAGUUCUGCAAACAGCAAACUACAAGAUGCAGAGACCAGAGCAGCAACCGCAGAGUCAAGAUCAACGUCCUUGGCGAUUCAAGUCCAACAAAUCGGACAGGACCUUGACAACUCCAAAGGGGGUAGAGAGGAACUCGAGGCUGCAAGUGAGCUCCUUCGUGCCGAAUGUCUUCGACUGGGUGGUAUCAUAAUAGCGGUCCGCAACGAGGUGGUUCGGCUCGGCGGUCAAAGAGUCGCUCCAGACGGACCAGUCCAGGGAGAAGAUGGCUGGCCAAAUGGACCUCCCAGUCCUUCCCCGCAACCCAGCGAUGUAUCUCGUUCCCCUACUAGUGCGCGGAAGCCAUCGCGACAACAUUCCAACACAGAGGAUCAUAAUCCCGUUCCGGAUCCAAAUCAGAAGGCAACAAGCAGCAAUCGACGACCACGCAGGAUAAGCAGUGUAUACGAGUCAUCCAGCAGCGAGUUAUCCAGUGUUGAAAACGAAGCGUUGAUCCACCAUGAACCGCACGUCCAAUGGCGUCCAAGGCAAAAAUCUGCCAGGCGAUCAGACUCCCAGCCACCCUUACGCACGAGUCCUACUACGUCAGCAAUAACUCAUCCUCGGUCUUCGAGGAACCCAGAUCCAUACUACGGCGCAUCGACAAGGACAAGGUUAAUAAAACGGAGAGCCGAUAGUGAUCACGAGAAUCCGGGACCAACGAAGAAAAAACGAGUGAAGUUGUGA
Molecule: messenger RNA, 2589 nt
Organism: Cadophora gregata
Lineage: Eukaryota; Fungi; Ascomycota; Leotiomycetes; Helotiales; Ploettnerulaceae
Exons: 1
Coding region: 1-2589 (862 amino acids)
Source: RefSeq, a predicted model, not a curated record